Messenger RNA from Rhineura floridana, 9198 nucleotides. RefSeq lists its product as uncharacterized. The coding region runs from base 539 to 3298 and encodes 919 amino acids. Lineage: Eukaryota; Metazoa; Chordata; Lepidosauria; Squamata; Rhineuridae. The transcript has 15 exons. The record is from RefSeq and is a predicted model, not a curated record.
CUCGUGGUACCUUCGGCGGGUUUCUUCAGGCGCAGCGUGUGUGUGUGCGCGCGCUGGCUGCUUCAUAUUGUAAGAGGCGGGGACUGUUUGUGCCGCCGUUGCUCUUCUUCGCACACAGCUGCAACAUCAUCAUCAGGCAGAGAAGGAUGAAGAGUGUGGUGGUGACGGCGGCGGCGCGAAUUCCGCCAGCCGAUUCGGCGUGCCUCCAUCGCGCUGCGCUGAGUCAUCCCAGUGGAAGAAUGAGAUUAUCUGCAUAGAAACCAGUAUUUCUUUCAACCUGACCAAUGAUCAACAAUUGUUUGGGGAAACCAGCAGAAAAGGAGAAGAAGUUUUUACUGACUAUGGGGUUUAGUGGGCAAAGCUGAGAGAGACCAUGCUAAGGACUCCCUGAAAGUGUCAGCUGCAAACAGAAGAGGCAAAUGUGAAGACACACAUUGAACAUUUGGAAUGUUUUCUAUCAGGUAGCAUCAAGGAGGGAGAGGCCACCCUAGCCUCAAGUGGUCCUGUGCAAGAUAUAAGAGCAAUCUCAGCUUUUGACAUGAAGAAAGAUAUAGAUGUCUUAAUAGCAGAGGAAAGAGCAGAAAUCAUUGCUAAGUAUGAGAAGGGGAGGCAGGAAGGUGCUCAGAUCGAUCCAUGGGAGGAUGCUGACUUUACUCUCUACAAAGUCACUGAUAGAUUUGGGUUCUUGCAUGAGCAUGAGCUACCGAUCCGCAGUGCUCUGGAGGAGAAGCAAAAGCUUCAGGAGAUUGAACGAGUGGACAAAUGGCUGAAGAUGUUAAGAAAAUGGGGAAAAUACAGAAACAGUGAAAAGAUGUUCCGUAGAGUUUAUAAGGGGAUUCCCCUCCAGGUGCGAGGCCAGGUCUGGUCACUCCUGCUGGACAUUGAAAACAUUAAGAUGGAAAAUGAAGGAAAGUAUGAGAAAAUGAAAGAACAAGCCAAGAGUUUCUCAUCAGAAAUAAAGCAGAUAGACCUGGAUGUCAAUCGCACUUUUCGAAACCACAUCAUGUUCCGGGAUCGCUAUGGAGUAAAGCAACAAGCUUUGUUCCAUGUCCUGUCGGCGUACUCAGUUUACAACACGGAAGUGAGUUACUGCCAAGGAAUGAGUCAGAUUGCCGCUAUCCUCCUGAUGUAUUUAAAUGAAGAGGAUGCCUUUUGGGCACUGGCACAACUACUUAACAAUCAGAGGCAUGCAAUGCAUGGGUUUUUCAUUCCUGGGUUCCCAAAGCUGCAGAGAUUCCAAGCUCAUCAUGAGGCAAUCUUAAACAAAGUUUUCCCAAAGCUGAAGAAGCACAUGGACAAGGAGCAGAUGUCUACAGGGAUUUAUACAACGAAGUGGUUCCUUCAGUGCUUCAUUGACCGGACUCCAUUUACUCUAACCCUAAGGCUAUGGGAUAUCUACAUUCUGGAAGGAGAGAAAGUUCUGACAGCCAUGGCCUACACUAUCCUCAAGUUGCAUAAAAAGCGAUUGUUGAAAAUGACCCUGGAAGAUCUAAGAGAAUUCCUGCAGGAAAGGAUAGCUGCUUCCUUGCAGUUUGAAGAUGAUAUUGUAAUUGAGCAAUUGCAAGCAUCCAUGGCUGAAUUGCGCAAAAUGAAAUUUGAACUCCCACCGCCAGCAAAAUCUGAAGAAUUCCCCAAGAAACCUCUGGGGCUGGAGCUGUCUCUCAACAUGGUGACUGUGAAGCCUACUGUUGCAGCUAACGGCCAGAAAAAGGCUGUCUGCGACCUCAACCAUGACAAAGAUGUUGUAAUGCCACCUUCUCCAGAUAAAGGUCCUUCUCACCUUGAUGAAACUUUUGGUCAUUCAGAAAAGGCAAUACAUGAGACAGGCUCUUUUCCACAACCCAAUGGACCACCUGUCGAAGCUGAAGCAGCUGACAGGAACCAAAAUGAAUUCCAGAAUCAUCAUCAGCCAAGCCAAAAAUAUGACAUGGAAGACAAACAAGUGGAAGAAAAUGCCAAUAAAAUCCCAUCCGAAAAUGAUCCUAUAAUACUGGAUGAGAUUCAGGUUAUUGGGGAAAGUCAAGAUGUGCUUACAACCACUAAAGUGGCUGAUUCAUUAGAGAACAGCAGCACAGAGAAGUGUAGUUUACAGGAAAAUAAUCCCUGCCUUUUUAUAGAUGAUAUGGACCAUGUUGCUCCUCAGCUGCUGCAAGCUGAGACACUUGGCAUGUCAAUGGAAAACUCUCUCUGGGAGGAAUCUCACUUGCAGAGCCAAACCCUAGAAGCAGACCCAUCUACCAGCCACAAUAGUACGACACCAUUAUCUGAGUCAGAGACAUUCUGUCAAGUGCCAUUGCUUCCAUCCAUUGAAGAGCAAGGGACUCUGGAAUCGGCAUCAUCGCUGCAAAAUGCAACAGCUCUUCAAGAUGGGAGCACCACCUGCUCCUCUGAGGAUUUAUUAUCUGAAGAUGCUGCACUGCUUCUAGAUCACGUGGACCAGCCUCCAAGUACAGACUCGUCUUGUACAGCAGGGGAUAACCAGUCCACAACGUGUGACUUCUUAGAAAGCAUAACCACUCCAUGUACAGUCAAAACACAUGCUGUUCUCCCUCUCGCAUUUCAGGAUGGACGGCGACCUUCUAACACAUCUCAAUAUGAUAACUUGUCUGAAGGUGAGGAAGGAGAAGAGAAAUCUCCCAUACAGGUGCCCAGUUCUAAGAAACUGGCAGGUUUGAUACCACAGACUGAGCUGUGUGCUCCAGUGUUCAAGUGUACAGUGCCCAAGUCUGCAUCAGUUGGUGAGAUAGAAAAUUUACAGAGGCAGUCUUGGGAAAUGGUAGAUUUGAUGCAACAGGCAAAAGGACUGGACCAGCCCAGUUCAUUGGCCACACUAUCUCAUCACAAGAACCACUCUGCCAGGGGCAGUGUGCCAGUCUUAUCUGACCUGGACUGUGAUGUGCUGUUGCUAUUGGAAGGCUUCCAUGCCCGGCCAACUUCAUCCCCAAUGUUACAGGAACAGCACAGCCCCUUUAGAAUAGUAAAGACCACUACCCCUCUCCACAUGGCUCAUGCUACUGAGCAAGACUUCUCAAGUAAAAAGCAAGUGGCUCUGCCUUUGCCAGAGGCCAGCUAUCAUGAUGCAGGUGAUGGCUGCAAAUUUACUCCUGUAGCUCUAGAACCUGAGGGUGGGGCUGCCAGUGACCGUGAUCAGGAGUCUCUGAACACUUUGAGUGGUUCACCUGCCCUUCAAAGGCCAAAGCCAAAAGUUCCACCCAAGGUUUUCAAAAGUCAUUCAGAUAACAGUUUCUAUCCAGGCUGCCCUCCUGUGGUGCAGAUGUCUAAGUCAGUCACAUUCUAGUAAAGCUGAGAAAAAGAAGAUAAAGCACUUAUUCAUGAGAGCCUUCGAACAUAAGGAGGCAAUUGCAUUGCCAAGAAUUCAGGAUGGGGCUUAGAAUAUAGGCCGGUCUUCAAUAGACAAUGGCUGUAGAUGGAUUCUUUACAAAUUUAGGUUUUCCUCUUCAGACAGCUCCCAAAGUGCUUUUCCGUCUGGCUUUUCAUAUCUUCUCCUUCACAAGUGGAUCUACAGAUUUACCUGGCAAAAUCAUUUGAACUAUUUCUUUCCAAACCCUUACAGCUGAAAACUUAAGAUGAACAUUAAAACAGCAGUGAGAUGAAAGAAGUUGUUUCAGCAAGCAGGUCAGCUGUAGGUUUGGGCCAGUAGCACAUUUUUUAGUAGCAAUAGUGGUGUGACUCUUCUAUUUUAGUCUGGCAGCCAAUAUAAUCCUGUAAAGGAGUCUAUGGAUGAUUCAUACCAGGAAUGUUAGCUUUUAUACCAUCUAUGCAAUAUCCAGCACAGAUUGUUCAUGUGUGUCUUCUCUUUCAGUGAAAUCUUAGUUGUGUAGCUCCCUCUCUUGUUUGCACUGAUGAGGUUUCUUAAAGAUUAAUAGAAUUUUCCAUGCAGAGGAAUGCUUUUUCAUUUACUUGAACUAGGUGGUGUGCUACACGCAGAUAGCAAGGGUAGUUUCUGAAAGGAGCCACGGUGGUGGUAUAGAUUUCAUUACAUUUACCAGAAGAGUUGUCCCAUUGUGCUAAAUCCCAAGUUCCCUAGUGGUGUAUGAGUGUGUUCAUCUCCUUGGACCACUUGCAUACACUAAGAGAGAUGGAUGUAGCAACAAAGAGCUCUUCAACCAUCUCUGAGUGUCUUUUUUUUCUUGAGUAGAUGCUGGAAGUGAGCUGGCUCACCACCCUGCAGGUGACUCAGAGGUUUCCAUAGUGAGGGGCUAUGCACUUGUCCAAAAACUAGAAUUGCCCUGGCUGUUGUUAAACUGUAGUUAACAGACCACAAGAGUAUCAUGAGAUUAAUAGUAAAUUCCCACUCCAGCCUUGUGGAAAGCAUGUUGGAGAUAAUAGGAAAGAUAUCUGACGUUCAGUCCUUUUGAAUGUUUACACAGAUAUAGGCCCACUGAGUCACUGGGGCUCAAGCCCAACUAAGUGUGCAUAGGAUUGUAGCCUUUAUUUUCCUAGAGCCUUGAUGCCAUUAUUUGUUUAUAUCAAAAUGCACAAUGGCCAAGACGGAAAGUACACCUUUAGAAGAUAGCCUUUCCAAGGAACAUAAGAUGUGCUUUUAAAAAAACCAGAUACUGCUAAAAACCUAACUUUUAAAAGGAAAUUACCAAGGUCUGUUUCUUCAAAUAAAAGUGUAUAGCUAUUGGAACUCCUCUACCCCGGCCCAACUUGAACAGAACACCCAGUCUUCUAUCCAGAGCUGUUAUCUACCAGUGUUUCCACCCACUUUUUAACAGAUUGUCAAAUAUCCUCCCCAGAAGUAAAGAAAUGCCUCCUUAAAGAGAUGACUGCUUUGAAAUCAGUCUAGAUAACUCAUAGGCACUCAUUUGAGGUCAAACUGAGUGUUUUUAAAUAUUUUUAUCUAGACAUGUGAGAGCUAAACAAACAGUCUGCAGAAGGCAAUCUUUCCUUCAUUAACCGCAGGGAGAGGCUGCACGUAUAAUACUAGGAACCAGGAAUUCUUUUAAUGUCACAUUAGCUUCAUUUAUGGUCCUAGGGAAGUUUGCAUAACUUGUCUGCCUUGUCCCUUGCUGAGAUGGAGGAAGAGGGAAUAAUAAUCCUUAAUCCUUACCUCACAGGGGUGUUGUGAGCACUAAUGAGUAGUUAAUUCUUGCAGUGCUCUUGGAGGAAGAGAAAAAGGGCCAUCAUUGCUAAAUGGUGGUGGUCUAAACCCCCUACAAGGAAGGACGAUUGUGCUUGUGCGGAAUUUUGUGUCAUUUCCCUAACUGUUGCACAAUUCUUGAAAAAGUGCAGAAAACUGCAGUAGUUGAAGGUAAGCUUAAUAGGAGCAAGGAGAUGGGAUCCCAUUUUGUCAAAUAUAUAUUUAUUCUGCCAGCCUGAUCUUCCAGUUCCUAUAUCCAAUCUAUCUAAUACCUGUAUCUAUCUAUAUUUGUAUCUCCUUUAUCUACGGUAGGAUCAGAAUUACUAAGGUAAUAAUGCAAUACAUUAGUGUUAAAGGUGCUUAUCUAGAAACAUUUCAUAGCUGUUAAAUGCACAUCCCAAUAAACACCUACAUGCCUUGAACCUGUGACACACAUUUUCCCAUUAAAAGAAUUGCUAAUGGACAAUAAAUAUCAAGCAAUUGUAGUAGGUGAGCUAUCUUAAAGGAAAAGAGGGAUCCCAGGCCCCUGAUAAGCCUUACAGCAUUGCACAGCAUAACUUUAAACCUUCAGUUGCAGUGAAAAACUCUUCACUAGUGGAAACAGCAGACCUUGCUCCCCCUAGAUUUUUGACUACCAGACAGUAUAAAGAGCAGGAUUGUGGCCGAUUAAAGCUCAGAUUGAUUUUUAAAAAUUGUUAAUGCAUGUAUUCCUCUAAUGUUUCACACUUCCUUGUUACAACUCCCAACUUUAAUAUAUUGUCGUCUUAAAUUCCUAGAGCUCAGAAUGGAAGUGUCUGAGCAUCACCAUAGCUGGUAUGCAUGUGUCUUUAUAUCAAGCAGCAGAACCAAUUUGGCUGGCUUUGUGUUGUUGCUGCUCUUCCUGCUCUUCGUGCAGAUGUCUAUUACAGAGGCCCAAAGAACUGUGCAGGAUUCAAGGGACAUAUCAAAACAAGAUAAAUUGUAAUAGAGCAGGCUGUGGACCAUAUAUAAUCUAGGAACUAAUCGGUCUCCCUCAACCUAUUUGCUUGCCAGCUGUCUUUUGGAGCUGUUCCUUUUCUCUUGGUCUAACCUGCCCCCCAACACAUACACAGUCUGUCUAGUCAAAACUGGUGGUAAUGAAAUGCCACUUUAAGGGGCUUUCUUAAGACUCUUGGGUUGCCUUUUCCUCCUUGAGUGCUGUACUCCCUCAAGUCCUCCUGCACACUGCAGAAGGUGAAGAGCAUAGUGAUUGGGUGGUUGGAGACAGCAGUCCCUUUGUUUGCUGGGGGUUUUUAAAGCUGCAUGGCUAUGCUCUUCUGCAGAAAUGCAAGAUAGCAUUCAACCAGUACAGGGAAUUGAGGAUUUUUUUAAAAAAGCCACUUGCACCAUUAUAAUUCAUGUCACAGGCCCUAUCCAUUAUGUAUCUGCAGCUACCACUUUCCACACAAUUGCCUUGGUAUUGAUUGCAUUUGCUGACCAGAACCACAUUUUCAGAGCAACAGAAUGUCGAGAUUCAAAUGCUCAGAAAAUGUGAUGUCUCCACAACAGAAAUGCUGCCUUAAAGGGAAAUGUUUGCAUCCUCAAUAGAACAAAAAAGAGUAACAUUGCACAUAUUGCUCACUAAACUGACCAUCCAGGCAGGCUUUCAAUUUCUCCUUCCAUGGGAUAUUGGCUAGAGUAUAAAUUUGAUUUAAGGCUAAAGAAACUCUAAGAACUAAAGUAUUUUUUGUCCGAUUUGCUGUGGCACAUUGAACCAACAAGGACAAGUCAUUUAUCUCCAUGCAAUUAAUAAAAAGUGCAGGAUUCUUUGGUAGGUUAGUCCCCUUCAAGGCACAACAAAAUCCCAGAAGUAUCUGCCUACGGAAUUUUAUUUAAGCAACAUGUGUUUUUAAAGGGAAAAACCCAAGAGAGGGGCAGCCUUGGAAUUACCUUCUCAAGGCAUGGCACUUCCUCUGUAAUGCUGAUCAAGCCACUAACUUGAGCAACCAAGAGAUCACUGCAGAAAUGUAAAGUUGCAGCAGACAUUAUCCCAGUAACCUUACAUAUCGUUAACAUCUGAUCAGCUCUGUGGUCCUAGCCAAAGUUAGAUGCUGCCUAGAGGAUGAGACAGGAUAUCUACAUAUUUUGUACACGCUUUAGAGGUGUAACUGUCUUAUUAACAUUAGAAAUGAAACAUUUGUCACAUUGCAUAUUGUACUUUGAAAAGGCAUCCAGUUGUCCAGGUUCUAGUAAAACUUGAAUGACAUAGUAACUAGGAUUAGAUGCAUUUAAAAUGUAGAUUUUCCCUAGCAGUACAGCCUCCCAAAUAAAAUGGAAAAACAAUGCCUGCUACCCAGUAUAGUCAUGUUAAAGCCCAGGUGGAAGUAUUAUCUAUAUGCAGUUGUCUAAAUCUUUGGGGCGGGGCUUUGUUGCCAAGCCCACACAAACACCUUUCUCCACCAGAGAUCUGUUCCAAGGCUAGUUUCGAAGCUGCUGUUUCAAAUGGAAGAGUGGAGAGGAGGGUGGAGGGUUUCCCAUGCUACUUUUAUUUCCCCCAGGAAUCCCCUUAAGUCUGACCAACAUCUCCCUGGGAAAUGGUACUGGGACCAAGGGUUGUAUUCAGCUAAGUCAUACACAGAGUAGACCCAAUGAAAUUAAUGACCCUAAGUUAGUCAUGUCCAGUGGAUCUAUUCUGAGUAGGGCUAGCAUGGAAUACUGCCUCCAAAUCAAAAGUGAGAGGAGAAAAUCCAAGUUACAAGAAGCAUGAGAGGGCCUACCUUGGCACGCACACACUUGAAAUUCUCCACCUUAAAUGUUUGCUCAGUGUAACAUAGCAAAACUUAAGUGGUUUUCUAACAGCCCGACUGAAUACCCUUAUGAAAGACUUGUGAGCCAUUAUGAACUCUAACAUGGACCAGAGUGCUAAAAAGUCAGUUGGGAUGUUUGCAGAGUAGGAACCACCCUGGGCUCCUACUAGGAAGGGCGGGAUAUAAAUCAGAUAAAUAAAUAAAUAAAUAAAUAGGGUUAAAGCAAUGUGAGAGAGUAAAAUAGACUGAAUAGGAUGCAAGUAGUACUGUGUAUUUUAUUGGAAAGGUAGUUGUUUUAAGUGAAGGUAUUUCACGGGAAUUCUACAAAACAAUGUCUUGCUUUUCAGGUUCUCUCAUAUGGAGACCACUCAUAAGUAACUGGGAAAGGAGCCUUUUGUUCAGCAUUCUACCAACAUUAGACAUUUGUUCUAACAACACCCUUGUACAAAUCCAUAUGUAGGAAGCUGCUUGUAUUUGUUUGGAUUUCAACAGUGUCUAGUUUAGGCUCUAUUUUUACAUAACAUUUCAGAAGGUUAACAUUUCCCACUUUUGGACAGUGAUGAAUUUACCACCUCCAGUUGAGACAUAAUGAGCAGUGUGUGGUGUGGUGUUGACACCAUUACUUCCUAUUCCAGUUUAACACUGCUAUACGAGUAUGCCUACUCUAAGUCAAAACAAGGCAAGUACAAUAUCUGCCUUGAAAAUAACGUGUGAGCUUGGAGGGGACUGUAGAGUUUUUAGUGCAAAGAAACCUGCCCAUGCAGGUAGACGAAUAACAAUUCGACCCCUUCAGCAAAUGAGUGGCUCCUAGAGCCUUCCUAAGAAACGGAGCCAGUAUUACUUCAGGAACUCAGGAAAAUAACUCCCCUGCCCAAUCCUCAAAUGGGGCGUGUGUAGCUACGUAUUUCGUUUUAAAGUUCAGUGUUAAUUAGGAGUUGGAUCAGAUCCAACCCUUUGAGCAGAAACAGUACAGCUAUGUGGCAGGAAUUCAGCAUGGAGGUUCUGGAAACUCUCCCACUGUUGAAACUUGUAACCUCUGCAGUUCAGUAGAUUGAUCUUUUUGUGCACUUUGAUAGCUCUGCUGCCAUUGUCUUUUUUUUAAAAAUUACAUUUUAACUGCAAUUUUUGUUUACACUUCUGAGAGCUUCCUCUGUGUAUUGUAUUAUUGCUUUCAUGCAUUUUUAUGUACAUGCUUGGGGUGGGUGGGUGAAAGAGUAGGGAGGGUAAAGCAAAAAUCCUUUUUUUAUUCUUAUCCAAACGAACUGUACAUAGUGUUCAAAUGCUGUGUUUUACAUGGUUGUAAUAACAGUUAAACUUUAGCACAAA